AUACCACAGUACAAAACUGGUUCGACGCAAAAAAACCUAUUUUGAUUAUGUCAUAGAUCCAAGACCAUACUUAAAGAACGAGAAUGGUAUUGUCAUCUAUGAAUAUGAAUCACAGAUAACAAACCCAACCUACAAAUUAAAUUCAAAUUAAACCAUUUAAAUUGAAUCGGUAUGACUUGAUAAAUUUGGAAAUAUUAUGAAUCGUAGUAAGUUGACACCUUGUAGAAAAGUAGGUUUAUCCAGAAAAAGGAAUACUCCCCUGAAAACCGUUGAAAGUUUGCUCAUUGACGAUGUCGAUAAAGCAUCAAGUACCCCUAAAACAGAGAAAACUACCGAUCUAAAACCAUUAUUGAAAACCGAAAUAAAUAAUGAUAGUCCAUGUAGACAAGUUGGCCUUUCUCGAAAAAGAAAAACUUCGACCCCUGUGGACGAUUUCAAAUUAAAAAAGAAUUUAUCAACUCCAUCAAAUGGCAAAGUAAUAAAAACUAAAAAUAUUAAAAUUAAGGAAGAUAAAAAUCAUGUUGAUACUCCAUUAGAUUGCUCAUCAGAAAACAAAGAAAUCCCUGUGAUAAAUACUGAAAUUACUCAAGGUCCCAAAUCACAAGAAGAUAGUCAUGUUAGUUGUGCCAAGAAAUUAUCGAAACUUUUUUCCUCCCCUUCAGGUGCCAAAACAAAACAUAAAACAAAAAAAUUGGCAGAUACCGAGUCCUUUGUAGAAAACAAAAGAAGUGAAAAUAAUAUAGAAAAAGAUAGUUGUAGCAAUAAUAUUUCUGCGAAAUUUGAAAUAAUUAAUACUACAAAAGAUGUUGAGACUAAAGAGGAUCUAAAUAAAUUUUCUAUUAAAAAUGGAGAAAAAGAAAAUCUACAUGAUAUUAAUUCAGAAGAUCACAGGACUAGUAUAAUUACCAGCAGUGAAAAAUCCUUACAAAAUAAUACCAAUAUAGUAAAUACCACUAUUAAUAAACAAAACCAAUCUAAUUUUAUUAAAGUAUGUUAUUCUAACGAAAAAGAAAAUAAAACACAUCAGGAUGAAAUUUUGAAGGAUAGAAAAAUUAAAGAACAAAAAACAUAUUGCGAACUAUCAGAAGAUGAUGAUGAUUUUGAGUUUCUUCCAAAAAAAAGGAAACCAAAAAAGUUGUUGGAACGAAGUAAAACAGAGGUAGGAAAGAAAGCAAAGAAAUCAAAAAAUGAACUGAAAAAAUCUCUAUCUGUUGGAGAUUCUAGAUCAAGAACUCUUACAGAGAGCACCAUAACCAGCCACACAUCCAGUUUAAAUUCACUAAAUGAUUGUUUUGUGAAGUUGGAAAAAUUUAAAGAAUCCACAAAUAAACACAAUACAUGUCUCACACCUCAAGAACAAAGUGAUGACGACUUUGAAGUAAUUACUUGUACACCUAAAGAAAUCAAAAUAAAAAAUUUAGACAUGUUGGAGAAGGAAGUUGAGGAGAAAAGGCAGAUAUUAGAAGAUUUGAAGAGAGCUAAAAUGCUUAAAAGAAUGCAUAGUACUGAAGAUUUGAAGAUGUUAACUUCUAGAUGGAAACAUGGAUGUGUAAAUGCUCUCCAAGACCUUUUGAAGCAACUAAAUAUGCAUGCAUUUAUGGACAUGGAGACAUUGCUGAAAAAAUUGAAUAUUCCUGAAGAUUUCAUUCCAUCAAGUCAAUAAUUUUUUUCAUAAUGUACAGAAUUAAAUGUAGGAUGAAUUUUUUUUAUCUUCUCCUUUAGCUCUUCAUGAAGAGCAUGCCUUAGUUCAAGAAAAAAAUAUUUGUGCUUAUUGUAAAUAUUCAUAAGGAAUUAAAAUCUGUUAACUUUUUUACUUCAACUUAGGAUUUUUCCACUCGGAGAAAAGUCAAAAAAUGUUUGAUGUUUUAUUAAAUUCUAGUCUAGUUUGUUUUAUAUAUCGAAUUCAUAAAAUAUGAAAAUUAUAAGAAAAUAAAUAAUUAUGAACAAGUA
Molecule: messenger RNA, 1950 nt
Organism: Harmonia axyridis
Lineage: Eukaryota; Metazoa; Arthropoda; Insecta; Coleoptera; Coccinellidae
Product: E3 ubiquitin-protein ligase BRE1-like
Exons: 1
Coding region: 197-1663 (488 amino acids)
Source: RefSeq, a predicted model, not a curated record